Molecule: messenger RNA, 1410 nt
Organism: Pantherophis guttatus
Lineage: Eukaryota; Metazoa; Chordata; Lepidosauria; Squamata; Colubridae
Gene: HAAO
Product: 3-hydroxyanthranilate 3,4-dioxygenase
Biological process (GO): 'de novo' NAD+ biosynthetic process from L-tryptophan; quinolinate metabolic process
Cellular component (GO): cytoplasm
Molecular function (GO): 3-hydroxyanthranilate 3,4-dioxygenase activity; iron ion binding
Source: RefSeq, a predicted model, not a curated record
UUCCCGAACGCUUUAUCAAGGGCUCAACCGCAGCGGACGCCAUUUCAGCGCGCUAAUUUUUUUUGUUUCUCCCCGUUUCUUUCUUGCUUCUGAAUUUCCGGGCCACAAGAAGUCCCGCACUAGAGAGGCAGAAGCAACGAGUUCUAUUUGUUGCCGGCCGAUCGGCUUUCUCUCUCCCCUUCCUCAGCCGUCGCGUUGUUUUAGCGGUGACGGCUGUUACUAGGCCCUGGCGCGGCCGUGACGCUGCGAGACUCCAUUGCAGCGCGGGAUGGGGCCUGUGAUUGACCACCAUCUCCCCGGCAGGGGAGAAGAGCAGGACGCGAAAUAGACCCUAAGUAGCGAAGGCGCGCCGGCCGGUGGGACUGGCGCUGAAGAAAAGCCUCAGUAUAGGCUCCAGGGGACUCGCGUCUUUUGGGGGAAACGGGUGGAGGUCGUGGCUGCGAAAGAAAACUCCGCUGAGGAAUGGGGCGAGUUGGGCUUCUCCCCAACUGGUCGGCACGAAAUCCCUAGAGGGGCGCUGCCUUUUGCCCGUGACCGGCAUCGACUGCCCUCGAUCCAGCGCCUUUGGGGCAUCACCGACAGCUCAAUAUAAUGUUUGUUGGUGGACCAAACCAACGGAAAGAUUACCAUAUUGAAGAAGGAGAAGAGUUGUUUUACCAGCUGCAGGGAGACAUGUGCUUGAAGAUAAUAGAAAAUGGAAAACACAAGGAUAUCCUCAUUAAAGAAGGAGAGAUGUUUCUUUUACCAGCCAGGAUUCCUCAUUCUCCACAAAGGUAUGCAAACUCUGUGGGACUGGUAAUUGAAAGGAGAAGAUUAGAAACAGAAACUGAUGGACUGAGAUAUUAUGUUGGAGAAUCAACAGAUGUCCUUUUUGAAAGAUGGUUUUACUGUGAAGAUCUUGGUAUACAACUUAUUCCAAUAAUUCAAGAAUUUUUCAGUUCAAUGCAGUAUCAAACUGGAAAACCCAAUCCAGAUGAAAUCGUAAGAGCAAUCCCUUUCCCACUCAAUGAUGUCAUGGUCAUGGAUCCUUUUUCUUUGCAAGAUUGGCUGAAUGAUUACAAAGAAAAUAUAGCUCUGAAACAAUCCUUGAGUCUUUUUGGAGACAACUUUGAAACAGAGGUUAUAAUAUUCGGACCAGGAAUAACUGAAGAGGAAGGAAAGAAUGCAGAUAUAUGGAUAUGGCAGAUGGAAGGUGCAUCUUUUGUUACUAUUGAUAGAGAAAUCCUGAUUUUAAGGGCCGGAGACAGCCUUCUUGUCCCAGUGCAAACUAAGUUUCACUGGAAGAGAGAUGAAGGAUCCAUUGCUCUUUCUGUUGUUCAGAAUCCAGAGAGGAAAAGACCCUGUAUCUGAGUUUGGUAUUCAUAUCCUGCUCUCAAGAAUUAUUAAUACAAUUCUCUUUAUAUACCAAAA